Molecule: messenger RNA, 618 nt
Organism: Argentina anserina (silverweed cinquefoil)
Lineage: Eukaryota; Viridiplantae; Streptophyta; Magnoliopsida; Rosales; Rosaceae
Exons: 3
Coding region: 1-597 (198 amino acids)
Source: RefSeq, a predicted model, not a curated record
AUGGAGGCGGCAGACGCAGGUAUCGGUAGAACAGAGGAGAGGGUGUACGGUGGGGAUGAAGGACUGGGAAGAGCGAAGCUAAGGGUGAUGGUGGCCAUGGAUGAAAGUGACUCGAGCUUCUACGCUCUCACCUGGGUGCUUGACCACCUCUUUAUCAACGCGCCAAGUACUGCCGUGGAAGGCGUCGAGCGGGCAGCGGGGAUGGUGACGGUGGUUCACGUUAUGAAGCCGUUUCAGCACUUUGUGUACCCUGCCGGUGGAGCACCCGCUUUUGCAAACGCGUCGGUGGUCAUGGAGUCGGUGAAGAAAUUUCAAGAGGAGAGUUCUGCGGCCAUUCUCUCCCGCGCUUUGCAGAUUUGCAAGGAUAGAAGGGUUAAAGCUGAAGCUGUGGUUAUGAACGGAGAUCCAAAGGAGAUGAUUUGUCAAGCCACGGAGAAGAUGCAUGUAGAUCUUCUUGUAGUAAGUAGUCGUGGUCUGGGAAUGGUGAAAAGAGCAUUCCUAGGAAGUGUGAGCAACUACUGCGCACAUCAUGCAGCAUGUCCAGUCAUGAUCCUAAAGCCACCAAGGGGUUCUGGACCAAAGAUGUCUGCAAAGUAAGCGGGGACAAUCUGAUCAGAU